ACCAACUCCCACAGGGAAUACCAUAACAAUAAGACUAUCGUCUGAAAAAAAAAAGCAUUGCAGAAGUCGUUAAAGUACAAGAUAUCUACAAAUGAAAAAUCGCGAGCCGCGAUCAUCAUGAUUCUUAACUUGUGAUAGGCUUUUCUGCGUUAGCUGUGAAUUUCACCUCUGUGAAGGAAAUAGAGCACUUCACCUCUUGAUCUAUUAUCCUAAUUCUUCCUGCAUCUCGUGCUUGGAAGCUUGGUUUGAAGAAAGAUGGCUACAUUUGAAGAUUAUUGUGUAAUAACCCAGGAGGACUUGGAGGAUAUUAAAGAUUCCAUAUCAACCCAGGAUCUCCCAUCAGCGGUAAAAACGAUCAAGGAAUACCUCAGACAGCAGGAUCUUGUAGAACUAAACAUUGGUGUGACGGGAGAGUCUGGCUCUGGAAAGUCCACGUUUGUCAAUGCAUUCAGGGGUUUAGGAGAUGAAGAAGAGGGCUCUGCUAAAACUGGUGUAGUGGAGACCACUACAGAACCAGAGGUUUACCUUCACCCAAAAUACAAAAAUGUGAAAGUGUGGGAUCUUCCUGGCAUUGGAACACCAAACUUCAAAGCUGAUGAGUACCUUAAACGGGUUCAGUUUAAGCGUUAUGAUUUUUUCAUCAUCAUUGCUUCAGAUCGGUUCAGAGAAUGCCACACUCAGCUGGCCAAAGAGAUCAUGAGGAUGGGGAAAAAGUUUUAUUUUGUUCGUUCCAAGAUUGACUUUUCCAUUACUGCUGAGAAGAGGAAGAAGAGCUUUGACCAGAAAACGACUCUGGAGACCAUCCGAGAGGACUGUGAAAAGGGUCUGAGAAAGAUCGGUAUAGAGGACCCUGUCGUGUUCCUGAUCUCUGGCUGGGAGCUCGGAAAGUAUGAUUUAAAUGUUCUUCAGGAGAGGAUGGAGAAGGAGCUUCCACAGCAUAAGAGACGAGUACUGAUGUUGGCUUUGCCGAAUAUCACGCUAGAGAUUAAUGAGAAAAAGAAGAAAGCUCUAGAGGAAAACAUUGGAAAAGUUGCCUUCCUGUCUGCUUGUGUGGCAGCUAUUCCUCUCCCUGGUCUUUCGAUCGCUGCAGAUAUAGCCAUCAUAGCAGACGAGCUGAGAAAGUACUACGGUGCAUUUGGUCUGGAUGAUCCAUCACUGCAGAGGCUCUGUGAAAGAUCUGGGAAGACUGUAGAGGAACUGAAGAGUCUAAUGAAGUCUCCUCUUCAUCAAGGCAUAAAUCCAAGUUCAAUAUUAACCUUGCUGGGUGCUGCAUCCCUUCUUAUAUCAGAAGAUGCAGUUGAAUUACUUGUGAGCUUCAUACCCAUUGUUGGCACUUUGGUGGCAGGAGGUUUGUCUUAUCUGACUGUCUCAAGAAUGCUGAAGAGAGCUCUGAAUGACAUAGCUGAGGAUGCUAGGAAUGUGCUGAUGGCUUCAUUGGAGACUGAAGUGUAACUGUAAAAAAAUGAUGAGAAUAUUCAACAUCAUUAUAAUUAACUGCUUUUGGGGUAUUUGAAGACAAGUAUAUUUGUUUAUCACAUUUAAUGGCAAAAUAUCUAAAAGACAUUUAUGAUAUAGAUUUGUUAAAUUAAUUAUAUCCAAAGCAACUUAAAUUUGAGGAGAAAUACAAACAAAUUAUUAAAUGUUUACGAUUUGAUGGAUUAAUAAUUGUGACAUUUGGAUAAAUAACUGUAGUUACUGUUGUUUUCAAUUUACUACUGUUUUUGUUGUAUAUUACACAUUAUUAAAAAGUAUGCAAUGA
Cyprinus carpio (common carp) is the source of this 1759-nucleotide messenger RNA. RefSeq names its product immunity-related GTPase family, f1. Gene Ontology annotation, molecular function: GTP binding. Gene Ontology annotation, cellular component: membrane. The transcript is spliced from 5 exons. Bases 256 to 1452 code for a protein of 398 amino acids. The record is from RefSeq and is a predicted model, not a curated record. Lineage: Eukaryota; Metazoa; Chordata; Actinopteri; Cypriniformes; Cyprinidae.